UUUGCAGAAACGGGUAGACGGGGUCAGCGAGAGGGCCUAAUCAGUUAAGCCCCGCUCUUUCCAUACCACCGUGGCCGUCCUCUCCAUGCAGUCGAAUCGUCCAAUCAGCUGUGACACGGAAAAGUGAACAGACGCUCGGAUAGGGUUGCUUUGCUGUAGCAGGCAACAAAGAAACAAACGCGACAUCGGGGUAGUUCGCUGUACACGUUCGUGGUGCGGUGGUCUAGAAGGAGAGCUUUUGCUCUAAAUAAAUUACUACGUGUCUGAAAUUACACAGUUGAUGUUUUAGAUUGAGGAUCUACCAGUUUUUACCCCAGAAACGACAGUUGCUUUGAAACAAGUUAACUUCCUGAAGGUUGUGGAUCUUUUGUUCUGGAUGAAUCUCCCCUGGAAGACUGAGAAGCUGAAUGGGGACUGGAGAGGAGUGUUCAUAAGCUCCAACGCCAUUAGAGGUCCCUUGGCUGUGUGACGCAGACGGACUGGGCGAGGUGUGACGUGAGCAGGCACACGUGUGUGUGUGUGUCUGUGUGUGUCUGUGUGUGUGUGUGCGCGCGCACGCGUCUGUGUUCAGGAGAAGGUUGGGCUGCCUUGAAGCUUAGUGUCUGAAGAAAAAGAAGCAAAACCAGAAUAAACACACACACACACACACAAACACACACACACACACACACACACACACACACACACAUAUACACACACAAGCUGCUUUGAUGAGGUAACAUCGGGCAGCGGAGGACAAACCUGCCCUAAGUAGCACCUUCCCUCCCCCCUUCCUCCCCUUCUCCCCUUCCUCCCCCUCCCCUGUCCUGUUCUUCAUCAUGGGUCAGAAGAUCUCAGGGAGCAUAAAGUCGGUGGACGUGCGCGGCGGCGAGCCGUCCUUCCGCCCGGUGCGCCGCGAGCUCCGCGGGCCCGACUUCUGCCGCCCGGCGCGGCUGGACCUGCUGCUGGACAUGCCGCCCGCGUCGCCCGACCUGCAGCUGCGACACUCCUGGAACCCGGACGACCGCUCGCUCAACAUCUUCAUCAAGGACGACGACCGGCUCACCUUCCACCGGCACCCCGUGGCGCAGAGCACCGACUGCAUCCGCGGCCGCGUCGGCUACACGCGCGGCCUCCACGCCUGGCGCGUCCACUGGCCCUCCCGCCAGCGCGGCACGCACGCCAUCGUCGGCGUCGCCACCGGCAACGCGCCGCUACACUCGGUGGGCUACAUGGCGCUGGUGGGCUGCGACGCCGAGUCCUGGGGCUGGGACCUGGGCCGCAACAAGCUCUACCACGACACCAAGAACCGGCCGCCCUCGCAGGCGCCCAGCUACCCGUGCUUCCUGGAGCCCGAGGAGGCCUUUGCGCUGCCCGACGGGCUCACCGUGGUGCUGGACAUGGACGAGGGCACGCUCAGCUUCAUGGUGGAUGGACAGUACCUGGGGGUGGCCUUCCGCGGCCUCAAGGGCAAGAAGCUCUACCCCAUUGUCAGCGCCGUGUGGGGGCACUGCGAGAUCACCAUGAGAUACAUCAACGGCCUGGAUCCGGAGCCUCUUCCUCUGAUGGACCUGUGUCGGCGGGCGGCCCGCCUGGCCUUGGGCCGGGAGCGGCUGCAGGAGAUCGAGACCUUGCCUCUACCGCAGUCCCUGAAGAAUUACCUCCAGUACCAGUGAGCCGGAUGAGACCAACUGGACCGCACCGCACCGCACCGCACCAGACAGACAGACAGACAGACAGACAGACAGACAGACAGGCAGGCAGACAGGCAGACAGACAGACAGACAGACUGACAGAGGAAGAGAGGGAGGCUGCCCCUCAGCCCCAUGGGAUAUGUUUACAUUCACGAGCCGCCACCGCCGCUCACCACUGGGACACCUGAGCGAGCGCCACUGUUGUUACUCAACUCGAGGAAGAGUUUUAUUCUCACUCUGUCUCUUUCUCGCUCUUUCUCUCUCCUUCUUCUACCUCCCUCUUCCUCUGUUUAUCUUUAGACUUUUUAAGUUAUUUGAUGGCUGUGACUUUGGGGAGGCGGGAGGGGGGGGGGGUGGUGUUUGCGUUACGACUUUGUGGCUGGUUGCCGUGGAGACGACUGAAGUGCUGUGGGGGUGGACAGGGGCGUGGGGGCGGUAUCUCGACCCGCACCCUAGGCAGGGAGAGACUGGAGUGGGUGUUAGCACGCUUCAGACAGCACACUAACCUUUGGAGGCCUUGUUUUCCGAGAAGAAGAAAGCCGAUCCAAAACCUCACCGUCCGAAACCGAAACCAAACCAAACCGAGAUGAACUGACCUGACCUGAAUUGAACUGAACUCUGUAUGGCGUCAGUAAUGGCUUGCAGUUCCUCAAGCCUCCACCAGAGGUGCUAUAGGACUCCUCUCUUCCCUUGCCAGCUCUUCUGGAGGGGAUUGGGCCGGAUCGGGCUGAACCGAGCCCAGCGGUCCAGCUCACCCGAGAUACACACCGCAGGCCUUCAGCUCCUCUACCCUGGCAGGAGCUGCAGUGGGACACACACACACACACACACUCACACUCACACACACGCAUACAUACUCAUG
Molecule: messenger RNA, 2535 nt
Organism: Clupea harengus (Atlantic herring)
Lineage: Eukaryota; Metazoa; Chordata; Actinopteri; Clupeiformes; Clupeidae
Gene: spsb4a
Product: splA/ryanodine receptor domain and SOCS box containing 4a
Biological process (GO): proteasome-mediated ubiquitin-dependent protein catabolic process
Cellular component (GO): SCF ubiquitin ligase complex
Molecular function (GO): protein binding
Source: RefSeq, a predicted model, not a curated record